Halichondria panicea is the source of this 2407-nucleotide messenger RNA. RefSeq lists its product as uncharacterized. The record is from RefSeq and is a predicted model, not a curated record. Gene Ontology annotation, biological process: protein quality control for misfolded or incompletely synthesized proteins; mitochondrion organization. Bases 129 to 2333 code for a protein of 734 amino acids. NCBI's taxonomy places the organism in Eukaryota, Metazoa, Porifera, Demospongiae, Suberitida, Halichondriidae. Gene Ontology annotation, molecular function: ATP-dependent peptidase activity; metalloendopeptidase activity; ATP binding. The transcript has 15 exons. Gene Ontology annotation, cellular component: mitochondrial inner membrane.
UUUAUGCAAUGUCAGCACUAUAAAAAUAUAAAACUGAGAAGCCGCAACUGAGAAAUACUGGUAGUCUUUUAUACUUACUAUCUACGUACCUACCUGUAUAUCAUCUGUAGCAGGUUCUUUUUCUUGCUAUGUUUUCUGCUGUUUCAAGUAAUCCCACUGGGAUAAGUGGUCUGGGGGUUCUGUUAUCGGAAGCUGUUUCAGUGCUAAAUGGUGCCCACCUGAACCCCGCUGGACGCCUGGGUAGUUUCUUUCGUCGCUAUCACCAUGUGGUGGCUACAGCAACAGAGACAGACGACUCAGCUCCGCUCUCCUCUGCAUUGUUGUCUGAGCUAGGUAUCAGAGGGUUAAACUCUGUUCAAUGGCGACGGGCGAUGGAGGGUGUCCUAACCACAUCCCCUCCGGUCACACCCACAGUCCAAAGCAUCAUCAGGCAAUACACAGGUCCCCUCCGAUCCAAUCACCUAUGGCAACCAGUACGCAGAUUCUCUACCUUCCCAUCAAAAUGGGUGGAGCUUAGGAUGGGCUAUGGUGGUCGCAGCUCAAUCCCCCAAUUAGAAGAGAGGGCUAAUGACGAGUACGACGACCCUCAGGCACAGGUCAAGUAUAUGGAGGCUGUUCUCCAUCAAGACCCAGAGUAUGUGAUCCGGAGGUUUGAGAGUGGACGCUAUGCAGUCAACACUGCAGUGAGAGAGAUCUACCUACAAGCUGUGGAGCUAGCCGAGAUUCAGAGGUCUGGAAAUGACAGAAAAGCUCCAAUGUCCAUAUUCUCCUCUCUUAUGGGCAAUCAAGCCAAUCAGUCAAUCAAUUCCCAAUCCAGUGUGGGUAGUCGUGAGAACCCGAUGCACGUGAUUCCACUCCCAAGGAAGGGGGAGUUCCUGCGACAGCUCUGGUAUCUUGCAAGGUUCCUCAUUGGUAUGGGAAUUAUCGUCUCACUCUUCUCCUCCUCCUUGGUUUCCUCCGUCAAGUCUGGAUCCCAACAGAUGACCAAGGACUUUAAACCAGACCCCACUGAAAAGCUGUACACCUUUGAUGACGUGCAGGGUGUGGAUGAGGCCAAAUCUGAGGUGGAGGAGAUCGUCGAUUUCCUCAGAAACCCUGAAAAGUUCCAGAGAUUGGGAGCCAAGCUACCAACAGGCCUGCUCCUGAUUGGUCCUCCCGGGACCGGAAAGACGCUACUGGCUAAGGCCAUUGCUGGAGAAGCUAAGGUCCCAUUCUUUUUUGCCUCAGGCUCAGAAUUCGAUGAGAUGUUUGUUGGAGUGGGAGCAUCAAGAGUCAGAAAACUCUUUGAGCAAGCGAGACUUCAUAAGCCUUGUGUGGUGUUCAUUGACGAACUGGACGCAGUGGGUGGAGCUAGAGUGGCCAACUCAGUCCAUCCUUAUUCUCGUAUGACCCUCAACCAGUUGCUAGUGGAGAUGGACGGCUACAAGGAGUUGGAGGGCGUGGUCAUCAUCGGGGCCACCAAUUUUCCUGAGUCUCUUGACAAGGCUCUCAUUCGACCUGGACGGUUUGACUCCCAGAUCAACAUUCCCCUGCCAGAUGUGAGGGCCCGGUUCCAAAUCCUUAAGGUCCACGCCAAGAAGGUUACUGUUAGUGACGAGGUAAAUCUUGAGACAGUGGCCCGAGGCACGUCUGGGUUCACAGGUGCUGACCUGGCCAACCUGAUCAACCAGGCAGCUCUCCACGGGUCAGCAGCCGGGGGAGAGGCAGUCACCAGUGUCGACCUAGAGUUUGCUAAAGACAAGAUCAUCAUGGGUGCCGAACGACGCAGUGCUGUGAUACAGGAGAAGAACAGGAAGAUAGUGGCCUUCCACGAGGGAGGACAUGCCAUCGUCGCUCUCUAUACCCCAGAGGCUCUACCCAUACACAAGGCCACUAUAGUACCUCGAGGGCAGGCCCUAGGCAUGGUGGUUCAACUUCCAGAGAAUGAUGAGCUCUCGUGGAGCAAGAAGCAGCUGCUGGCUCGUAUGGACGUGGCCAUGGGGGGGCGUGUGGCGGAGGAAUUGGUGUUUGGGGCCGACAAUAUCACCGGAGGUGCCGGUAGUGAUCUGGAGAGUGCCACCAAGAUAGCCAGAGCGAUGGUCACAAAGUUCGGGAUGACAGAAGCAGUGGGGCCAGUGACUCAUGGAGACAAUGCCAGCCCGGGCACACAGAAAGUAAUUGAUGAUGAAAUCAAGAGGAUACUCAAGGAGAGCUAUGAGAGAGCAGUGCAGCUGCUAAAGACACACUCCGUAGAGCACAGGAGACUAGCAGAGGCACUUCUCAAACACGAGACUCUAACAGCUGACGAGAUUAGACUAGCCGUUGCUGGCAAGACUAUAAGCAAGAAACUAUAGCCCAACUUAAUGUAUGUAUUUAUGUUGCUGCAAAUCAUUAUUUCAAUUUGAUCAUGUAUUUAUUGAGGAGUGUC